GAACUGAACCGCAUCAAGAUGCGCCUUCCCAAGCUGAAAUUCGAACUGGAGACCCCGGAGCACAUAUGACAGUGCACAACUCCCCCUCCCCCUCUAUUGUAUAGCAUGAACGGCAAUACAAGCAUCCGCAAUAAUGCCGGUUUUGCAUGACAAAUCUGCACUGGAGUUGUGUAGCGCGAUUUGGGCACUACCAGAAGUUGUCAUGCAUAAUAGUGACAAGGACAAAGCGUGGAUUUGGUAUUUUGCAUGAGAAAUGAGAACGAGGGGGGGUUGUGCACUCUCAUAGCACAUCCAGAUGCUCCGCGAUUUCCGGACCGAGCCGUGUGACUUGCCGCUGAGGCAGUGCUUGCAGAAACGGGGCAAGGGGUGUCUCAAGUACCACAACUCCCAGCACUUCCGCCGCCCGUUGCUGCAGGAGGAUGGGUAUCAAAUGCAAAAAUGUCUGGGUCUGGAAGAAUGCGCGAUUUGUCAUGGAGUUUUUCCAAGCUCCACCAAGUCUGGAAUGCAGGGCCUAGCAUCACAGGUUUUGCAGCCCCUUGGUGAUGCCCAUUAUGCAUGAGAAAUGCCAUCUCAGCAUGGCGAGAAAUGGGGACCUUUUGCAAGUCAUGCAACACAGAUUUUUGUAUGAUCCGCAACACGCAUCACAAGUUCGCAUCCUUCCAGACCCAGACACUUUUGCAUUUGAUAACGGGGAGACGCUGGCGUACUUCGACAUGCUGUGUCGAUUCG
Messenger RNA from Amoebophrya sp. A120, 729 nucleotides. NCBI's taxonomy places the organism in Eukaryota, Dinophyceae, Syndiniales, Amoebophryaceae. The record is from the annotation of a GenBank genome assembly.